Molecule: messenger RNA, 259 nt
Organism: Acomys russatus (golden spiny mouse)
Lineage: Eukaryota; Metazoa; Chordata; Mammalia; Rodentia; Muridae
Product: ATP synthase subunit ATP5MJ, mitochondrial-like
Exons: 1
Coding region: 60-242 (60 amino acids)
Cellular component (GO): mitochondrion
Source: RefSeq, a predicted model, not a curated record
UGUGACCUUUCCCGGUGUGUUGUGGAAUAUUGUGUGGCCUGUGGCCUUGGUCCGCGGAGAUGCUUCAAAGCCUUAUUAAGAAUGUCUGGGUCCCAAUGAAGCCCUACUAUGCCCAGGUUUACCAGGAAAUUUGGGUAGGACUGGGGCUAAUGACCUUCACCCUUUAUAAAAUCAGGAGUGCUGACAAAAGAAGUAAAACUUUGAAAGGCUCCAGCCCUGCACCUGCCCAUGGCCAUCAUUAACCGCUCCAUGUGUCCAC